Rosa chinensis is the source of this 2201-nucleotide messenger RNA. RefSeq lists its product as uncharacterized. Bases 196 to 2016 code for a protein of 606 amino acids. The record is from RefSeq and is a predicted model, not a curated record. Lineage: Eukaryota; Viridiplantae; Streptophyta; Magnoliopsida; Rosales; Rosaceae. The transcript has 9 exons.
GCGAGCCAAAAAUUACAACACCAAUCCGAUUGGUUUUGGUUUCCCCUUUCCCAUUAAAACCUUCUCCCACAAUUUUACCAAACGACUCGUCUCCCCCAACUCACUCCUCUCUCCCUCGCUUUCCUUUGAAUCAACUCGGUCGCUACUCACUCAGUCCUAUGUUUGUGUAUUUGAGUUGCAUGUGGUGGAUUUUCCAUGGAAGCAGUGUUUGUGGUUGAGGGGAAUGAUGAAGGGAAGUGUGAGGAGAUUGGAGUUGAGAAAAGUAGCUCGUCUUUGUCUUCUCCGAAGCAGAUCACCGAUCCUGUUGUCUACAAGCUCGUUCGGCAGGUUGAAGGUGAUGGGAGAUUAGUGCCAGCAACAGAUGAUGAAGUAAUGGAGGUUGAGGAUUUUCUUGUUGAUGAGCAGAUCGAAUUGCCUGUUGUUAUGAGCACGGGAACUGUCGAGUGCAUUUCUAAUGAAUCUUCAUCUGGGAAGCCUCAGAAAGAAAGCUCAGAAGGUCUGUCACCUUCAGAGGGUAAAGAAGCUGAUGCAAAACUAAGUGCACAUCUUGAGGAAAUUGCUCCUUCGUCAUCACUGAGCUUAGAUGUCAGCCACAUUAAUGAAUCUGAGACAAAAGGGGAGUGCUCAAAACAUCCAGAUGGACCAAUAGAAAGCGUAUCAUCAGCUUCUGCUGUCUGCACUAGUUCAAAGCGUGAUUUUUAUGCAUCAAACAGGGAGAUAUGCCUGGACAACCUAUCAAUUAGAGAACUUCAUGAAUUAUUUAGAGCAACCUUUGGGCGAGAAACUACUGUUAAGGACAAGCUCUGGCUUAAAAGGAGGAUCGCGAUGGGAUUGACUAAUUCUUGUGAUGUUUCAACCACAACUUUCACUAUUAUAAAUAAGAAAUUGGUGAAGAAUGGCAAAGACAAUAGCUUGCAGAAUGCUCAUGAUAUGCACACUGAGGGUUCUGAUGUUGGAGCAAAGAAUCUUGGGUAUGAAGAUUCACCAAAAAGCCACAAUAGCCAAUUAGAAAAUCAUCAAGUUGUUUCAGCCAAGAGAUCGGGAAGCCUUAGUGAAGAAGAAUAUGGCUGUGAGGAUCAUACCAUGGAUCAGAGAGCUGCCAAGAGAGUUCGGAAGCCCACUAAGCGAUACAUUGAAGAACUUUCUGAAGUGGAAUCAAGAGAUCAUAGCCCAAAAGUGAUUAGUUCCGCUAAAACUGCUGGACAUGAAGAAACGUCUCCAACAUGUUCUGCAAGGCCUCUUAGAAAUGUCUCUACAAAUGAGAGAACUAUUGUCACUAGGUUGGAUUCUCUUGGUGGAUCUGGGGUUCAGGUUCCUUAUGUUUCUCGGGUUCGAAGAAGCCGUCCAAGGAAAAAUAUUAUGGCUCUUAUGAAUUUCAAUCCAAGUGGAAUGGGUGUGACAGCUAAACUGGUAAAAGAGACCCUUGCUGUGUGUACUUCUCUUCCAGAGAGUGAGUGUGCAGACAAAGUUUUGAAAGCCAGAUCUGCUUCUGAACAGAUUAAGCCACUGUUUGCUGCUGAACCAGAGAAAGACAAGCGGCGCUCUGUAAUGAGCACAUUCGAGCAUGGGAAAAACUUAGGCCUAAAACAGACAGAUUCAUCUGAGGAGAAUUCAGAUGAUAGUAUAGCUGCAGUUCCCACAGUAAAAGGUGGGAUGAGAAGGAAACAUCAUCGAGCUUGGACUCUUGUUGAAGUUAUGAAAUUAGUCGAGGGUGUCUCUAAGUGUGGCACUGGCAGAUGGUCUGAGAUCAAAAGGCUUUCAUUUGCAACGUUUUCAUAUCGUACUUCUGUUGAUCUCAAGGACAAGUGGAGGAACCUGCUGAAAGCUAGUUUUGCACAAACACCUCCUGAUGAUGGGUCGCGGAAACAUGUCGCUGUGCCUAUCCCAGCAUCAAUUUUGUUAAAAGUGAGAGAGCUUGCUGAGAUGCACGCACAGGUACCUCCAAAUCUAGGGGCGAGCAAGCUGACCGCCAAUGUUACUCGAAGUGUGCAUCAAACAAGAUCAGGCUACUUGUAACACUGUAUAUAAAUUUAGUUAUGCGUGUCAAACAUGAGGUACUGAGAUGUAACCUACUUUAAUCUGUUCCAUUGCCAUAUUUGCUUGUUAACACUAAACAGGCUUGAUGCUGGUUAUGGAUUGCAGGCUGUAGGCUUCAACAAGUUCUAUACAUUUUCUCUGAUUAUGAGAUGUUUCUUUUCUUU